Elgaria multicarinata webbii is the source of this 2211-nucleotide messenger RNA. RefSeq names its product PCI domain containing 2 (gene PCID2). Gene Ontology annotation, cellular component: transcription export complex 2. Bases 175 to 1374 code for a protein of 399 amino acids. Gene Ontology annotation, molecular function: double-stranded DNA binding; RNA binding. Lineage: Eukaryota; Metazoa; Chordata; Lepidosauria; Squamata; Anguidae. The transcript is spliced from 15 exons. The record is from RefSeq and is a predicted model, not a curated record. Gene Ontology annotation, biological process: post-transcriptional tethering of RNA polymerase II gene DNA at nuclear periphery; poly(A)+ mRNA export from nucleus; transcription elongation by RNA polymerase II.
CAAUCCGCGAAGGAGCGGGCUUUCCGUCAGCAGCAAGGAAGCUCCUUCUCUUUCCUUUUUUUCAUCGUUUGCUUUUGAACCUUCUUAUGGACCGAAGCGGGCCUAGGAGUGACGUGCUUGCGGAAUCGGGUUAACGUAUAAAGCAUUCACUUGCUUUUGAGCAGAAUCUUUUUAAUGGCGCACAUCAGUAUAAACCAAUAUUUGCAGCAGGUAUUAGAAUCUAUUGACAGCAGGGAUGGAUUAUUUUGUGCAGAAUUAGUGUCAUUUAAACAUCCUCAUGUUGCAAAUCCUAGACUUCAGCUUUCAUCUCCAGAAGAAAAAUGUCAACAAGUGCUGGAACCACCCUAUGAUGAAAUGUUUGCUGCCCACUUAAGAUGUACUUACGCUGUUGCCAACCACGACUUUGUAGAAGCUUACAAAUGCCAGACAGUUAUAGUACAAUCUUUCCUGAGAGCUUUUCAAGCACACAAAGAAGAAAACUGGGCUUUGCCUAUUAUGUAUGCAGUAGCACUUGAUCUUCGAAUUUUUGCUAAUAGUGCUGACCAACAGCAAGCAAAGAAAGGGAAAGGGAAAAUUGGUGACAUGUUGGAAAAAGCAGCAGAACUUCUGAUGAGCUGUUUCCGAGUCUGUGCCAGUGACACUCGAGCCGGCAUUGAUGAUUCCAAAAAGUGGGGCAUGUUGUUCCUGGUGAAUCAGCUGUUUAAAAUUUAUUUUAAGAUCAACAAGCUUCAUCUGUGCAAACCACUGAUUAGAGCAAUUGACAGCUCGAAUCUUAAAGAUGAAUAUAGCAUGGCACAGAGGGUUACAUACAGAUAUUACGUUGGACGGAAGGCCAUGUUUGAUAGCGAUUUUAAGCAAGCUGAAGAGUAUCUGUCUUUUGCCUUUGAGCACUGUCACCGCUCCAGCCAGAAAAACAAAAGGAUGAUUUUGAUUUAUUUGCUGCCAGUGAAAAUGUUACUGGGCCAUAUGCCGAUGAUCCAGCUUUUAAAAAAAUAUGACCUCAUGCAGUUUGCAGAAGUCACAAAGGCUGUGAGUGAAGGGAACCUGCUUUUAUUGAAUGAUGCUCUGGCAAAACAUGAGACGUUUUUCAUUCGCUGUGGUAUCUUCCUUAUCCUUGAGAAGUUGAAAAUCAUCACCUACAGGAAUCUCUUCAAGAAAGUGUACUUGUUACUGAAAACUCACCAGCUGUCUCUAGAUGCCUUUCUGGUUGCCCUGAAAUUCUUGAAAGUCAAUGAUGUUGAUAUUGAUGAAGUCCAGUGCAUUCUAGCUAACCUCAUAUACAUGGGUCACAUUAAAGGCUAUAUAUCACAUCAGCAUCAGAAGCUUGUUGUCAGCAAGCAAAAUCCAUUCCCUCCACUUUCUACUGUCUGCUGAAUCCACUGUGACCAAGAUGGAGAUGUGCGGUGCAUGAACACAGGUUGCCAUUGGGGCAGCCUUCUUCACAGGAUGGAAGUGGCUGUGCGUUUCCCCCAAACCUGUUGGAGUUCCCAUUAGUUAAGAGAGGUCUACAACACAAAAUGUAAUGGCUUGGAUCCAUCAUUUCCUCCUGCUGGCAGGGAAGGUCUGGCCCAUGCUGGGUGGUGGUGAUGGAAGCGAUCUUUGGUGAUUUCACUCCUCCUCUUGCACCACCUCCAGCAGUGGUCCCCAAACCCUCUGGAGCAGAUUUUCAUUGCAGGUUGGUGAGAGAGAGGUUUAAUGACUCCAGGGGGAGGGAGAAAUGGCAAAGAUUGCCUCUUCCCUGGUUCCACCUGCAAAAAUGCUUUGCUGGAUCAGAAACCUUCUGAUAGAAGGACCACUUCUGUCCACAGGGGGUAGACCCAAUGACUCUGUGCAGAAGCCUUCAAUAAAUGCAAUGUUUUUAAAAAUAUACCUUCUGUUGAAUGCCCUUUGUUAAGUGUCAGCUCAUAAAUGUUACUGAAGUUGGCAGUGUCAAAAAUAUAAUUUGUACUGAUGUCUUUGUAUCCUUAUAUUACAAGACUGUUUCACAAAUAACAGUAAAUAUUCAUCUUGUAUGUGUGUUUAAUUGAAAUCAUAUGAAGGGGGAUAGAAGAUAAUAUUCAAGGCAAAAAUCAGGAGGAUGCAAACUCUUUAAAAAUUGAAUUUCAGGAAACUCUUUUUGUGAGAUGUGUCCUCAGACAAGUUCAUUUGUAAGACCUACUUUUGAAAUGAUUGUCUGCAGUACUCAAACGGAUUAAAUUUACAAAGAAAUAA